AUAGUAGCUGUAACUGUAACUGUUAGUGUUGAAGUAGUUAUUACAGUUACUGCUGUAGUUUUUGUAGUGGUCACCACACCACAGUUGUUGUAGUUGCUAUUGUCGUAAGUGACUGUUAUCAGUGGGAGGGGAGAUUAUUCGGCAAUAGCUACAAGUUAUUUCAUAAUAUCCUCAAUAUAUUAUUCACCGUGUGAACAGCGAUAUAUAAAAAGGUGUGGCUAAGCUGAGUUAGGCUCAUUCACAACCAAGUUACCAGUCAGGCAUCAUUAGUCCACCAGCACCAGAAAGUAUUACGCAAUAACUGCCUGUAAUACCGUAAAACAACAUACAAAAUAAUUUACAAUGGCUGAAGAAAGCAGCAAGAAAGAAAUUCCUGAAGUCAAGAAAGACCAAAAUUUGAAGGUAACAGAUGCCAAAGAACAUGUUGAUAAAGAAAACAUACCUGCUGCAGCAGAAGGGAAGAACACUGAGAAAGAGAAUCAACAGAAAGAUACAUCCAAGAAAACACCAUGUAACUCUGGGAAACAUGGAAGAUUUUCUAAUUGCAAUCCAAUGAAAGAGAAACAGAUAUCUGAAGAGAAUCACCAUUUUCCUGGAUUUUUUGGUAGAUACCAAAAUGAUUGUUGCCAUCCUUACUAUUUUAGAAGUGGCUGGAAUACUUUUUCAGAUCAUUCCAAUUGUUCAUGCCAUCAGAAGGACAAUUCAAAAGACAAAGAAAGUAAAGAUUCCAAGACUGAGAAUCUAAAUCAGAGCAAACAUGAAGAAUGUCAUGCCGAUUCUUCUUGCCACAUGGGGAGGCAUUUUGGGAAUCAUAAUUUCUCCAACCAUUCAGAGCAUUUUGAUCAGUUUAGAAGACCACACUUUUCAGAUAUUCCUCCUUCUUUCAAUAGACCAGGUCAUCAUGGUUUUCCUGGUAGAGGCAAUUCUUUUGAGGUACCCUGCUUUUAUGGUGGACCAAAUCACUUUAUUAGCCCUGACUGUGAGGACAUGCCAAAUUACUUUGAUAGACCAUGUAUGUAUGGAGGUCCAGAUCACUUCAUGAAUCCAUGGCAAUUUAAUGCUCCAUGGCAAUCUCAUAGAAGAGGUCCUUUUGACAUCCCUUGUCAUUAUGGUGGACCAGAUCACUUUGUAGAUCCGAGAUAUUUCCAAAGACCAAAUUAUGAAUACAACUGUCACCCAUCUGAAAACAGCUUCUUUCAGAUGCCAAGACAAACACAUGAUUCCUCCUAUUCUCCCAAAGAAUGGCAUUUUGAUAGUCAUCGUCAUUUUGGCAGACCAGAAAAUUUUGGCCAGCAUGGCCCUUUUCACCAAAGAUUUGAAAAAAGCCAAGACAAAGCAGAUUUUACAUGGAAUUCUAGAUAUGACAGACCACCAUUUGAUCAUUUCUCACAUCAUCCAAGACAUCCCUUUUUCCGUCGUUUUUCUAAACUGAAUACUCCCAUUGAAGAUCGACCAAUUUUCAAAGAAUUUGAUUUUUACUGAAAUGAAACUUUAAAAUUUUUGAUUUCCAAUAUUUUAUUUUUUCCAUGUUUCUUAAUAUUUCACUAACAAUUUAGAAAAUACUAUUUUGCUUCGAAGCUUUCAAACAGCAGUAACAGUUUCUUUUUCUUAAUCCGUCUUUUCUGAGAAAUUCAUUCUGCUCAAAAACCAUUUUCCUCUUGAUCAUUUCCAUUUAGCAGGGAAAGCUUUAAACUCAGUGCUCAGACCAUCAUAUGUGCAUAUGUACACAGUAUAAAUGUGUUCCCAUCCACUUUUCAUGCUUGCAUAGGUUGGAUGGAGUUUAUCAAGGCAAACUUUCUACAGCCAGAUGCCCUUCCUGUCACCAACUUUCACCUG
Messenger RNA from Octopus sinensis (East Asian common octopus), 1836 nucleotides. RefSeq lists its product as uncharacterized. The transcript has 2 exons. The record is from RefSeq and is a predicted model, not a curated record. The coding region runs from base 343 to 1482 and encodes 379 amino acids. NCBI's taxonomy places the organism in Eukaryota, Metazoa, Mollusca, Cephalopoda, Octopoda, Octopodidae.